AAUUUUAGAUUUGAUGCAGAAGAGACCAAAUGGCAAAGUGGAAGAAUGGUGCGCAAGCAGCCUCAGUGAUCAGACAUGUUAUUGAAGAUUUCCAUAAAUCUGGAAUCGAUUUUAGUUGGAAAAAGCCGGAAAUGAAGUCAAUCCAAAAGCAGAAAGCAAAUGCCAAGCAAAAUAAGAAUGAUAUAUUACAUAAUAUACCAAAAGAGGAGCAUCUUGCUAGUACAUACCGCCAUUACUUGACCAGUACAAUGCGCUUGAAAACAUUACAGGAAAAGUAUAAGGGCGGCGAACGUUCGCUAGAAGAAAGUGCCAGACUUGUUGGUUUAAAAAUACCUGCUUCGAAAUCGCAAUAGCUUAUUUUUUUUCUGUGUGAAGUAUGUGUAAGGUACAUUACUUAUAAUUAGUCGCUUUUUUAAAAAAAAAAAGG
This is a messenger RNA of Loa loa (African eye worm), 427 nucleotides long. RefSeq lists its product as hypothetical. The transcript is spliced from 3 exons. Bases 30 to 353 code for a protein of 107 amino acids. The record is from RefSeq and is a predicted model, not a curated record. Lineage: Eukaryota; Metazoa; Nematoda; Chromadorea; Rhabditida; Onchocercidae. Gene Ontology annotation, cellular component: mitochondrion.